Scomber japonicus (chub mackerel) is the source of this 1738-nucleotide messenger RNA. RefSeq names its product NOP2/Sun RNA methyltransferase 6 (gene nsun6). Gene Ontology annotation, biological process: RNA methylation. Gene Ontology annotation, molecular function: RNA binding; methyltransferase activity. Bases 45 to 1457 code for a protein of 470 amino acids. The record is from RefSeq and is a predicted model, not a curated record. NCBI's taxonomy places the organism in Eukaryota, Metazoa, Chordata, Actinopteri, Scombriformes, Scombridae. The transcript has 11 exons.
UUUUCAUUGUGCAGGUUGAAGUUUUGUUAACAGCAGAAGAAGAAAUGUCAGUUUUCCCAAAAAUAUCUCUGAGGCCUGAAGUGACUGAACACCUCAGGACUAUCUUCUUAAACAAAGAGCUGUUGGUUGCGGUCGGCCAUCAUGAGGCAGAACAUCGUUUCCAGAAGCUGCUCGCGUGUCUUUCACACCCGCCGUCGCACACGUGUGUCCGAGCCAGCACUCAUCUGGCUCCUCUGGAAGAGAUCCGACAUCGGUUAGAAGAAGAGCUGAAGAAGCAGAUGUGCAGCUCAUCGUCCGAGGAGGUCUCCCUUCAGAUUCUUCCACACCCACGCCUCCCAGAUGUGCUUCUCCUUCCUGUCGACGGGCCGAGGUAUGCGAGGAACGCUGGAAAGACACCUGUGAAGCAGCUCAGCUCAGAGGUGGUGGUCGGUGCUCAGUGUGGGACGGCCGUGCUGAGAGGAGCUCAUGUGUUCGCUCCGGGGAUUCUCGCUAGCCCAAAAUACAUGAAGGUUGGAGACGUGAUCUCGGUGUUCUCCGACCUGGAGGGAAAGUGCACCCGCGGAGCUUUGAGCUUUCAGGGGAAAACAGCGUAUUUGGGUAACGGAGUCGCUGAAAUGGAUCGCUCCAGCAUCUUCUGCACAGAUGAACCCGUCAGAGGUGUUGGUGUCCGUAUGACUGAGCCACUUUAUCAGAGUCCCUCAUUUGAUGGCGUUCUACCCAACCUGGUGUUCCUACAGAACCUUCCCUCUGUGGUGGUGGGACACGUGCUCGGCCCUCAACCCGGAGAGCGGAUCCUGGAUAUGUGCGCCGCGCCCGGAGGGAAAACCUGCCACAUCGCUGCACUGAUGGGAGAUCAGGGCGAGGUCGUUGCUCUGGAGAGGAUUAGAAAUAAGAUCGACAGAAUUCGUCAAAAUGCCCAAACCUUAAAUUUACGCUGCAUUAAAACUUACUGCUUCAACAGCACGCAGGCAGUGAGCAGCGAUCUGAAUCAAGAGACUGAAGGACCGCCCUUCCCCCCUGAGAGUUUCGACCGGGUGCUGCUGGACGCUCCCUGCAGCGGCCUCGGACAGAGACCCAACAUGGCGAGCACCUGGAGCCUCAAGGAGAUCUGCUCCUACCAGCCGCUGCAGCGCAAGUUAUUCCACGCUGCGGUGCGGUUGUUGAAGAAAGGUGGAGUCCUGGUUUACAGCACUUGCACUGUGACGCUGGCGGAGAAUGAGGAGCAGGUCGCUUGGGCGCUCGAUGCCUUCCCCUGCCUCACGCUUCAACCUCAGGAGCCUCACAUCGGUGUGGAGGGCAUGCUGGGAGCCGGCCUAUCACCUGAGCAGCUGCGCCUCCUCCAGAGGUUCAGUCCCGAGCUGAGCUGGGAGCAGACCGACCCGACGACGACUCCCCUCCCCUGCAGAGCCGACGGAGACACUAUAGGCUUUUUUAUUGCCAAGUUCCUGAAAAACUGACUGGAGGGGAGGGGGGGAAUGUUUUCAUGUUUUCUCUCUCGUCAACACGCGGGACGGCACCGCCAAAAACCUCACACGAGACUGCAGAUGGGAACAAUAGUGUUUAUAUUACGACACUCUGUGUGGCUUUGACGGGGCAGUGUUGACAAAGACGCUCGCAGUGCUGUUUACAGCGUCUGCCUCUUAACAGCUGCUCUCUGAAACUGCGGCCAUAUAGGGAUAAGCUUUAUAAACAGUGAGGGCAACAGAGAGAGAGAGAGAGAGAGAGAGAGAGAGAGAGA